AUGCAACUCACCACACUUAUUUCCGCCACGCUCGUCGCCUGCUCUGGCUUCGCAGCCGCGGCCCCCAACGCCAUCCCCACGACCGACCUCGUGAUGCCAACCGCAGUGUCCGAGCUUCCCACCACCGACUACCAGGGCAUCUCGUCCGAGGUUGGGCAGGAGGAGACACACGAGGUCGAGAAGCGCGGCGGCGGCAGCAACUGGGUGCGGCACGUCAAGUUCUGCGAGCACAACAACGGCGGGGGCGUGUGCAACGUCAAGGACUUCAAGCCGUCGACGGGCUGCUACAACCUCUGGGGCUGGUUGAACGACAAGGUCAGCUCCAUUUACCUAGCGCCCGGCACCAUGUGCAUUCUCUACGCCGACACCAACUGCAAGGGCCACUGGCUGAAGGCCUUCGACCCCGGCUACAAGAACCUGAAGCUGUCGGGCGAAAUGAAUGACAGGAUCAGCUCCAUGACCUGCUACGCUAGGUAG
This is a messenger RNA of Lasiodiplodia theobromae, 477 nucleotides long. RefSeq names its product Beta/gamma crystallin. The record is from RefSeq and is a predicted model, not a curated record. The coding region runs from base 1 to 477 and encodes 158 amino acids. The transcript has a single exon. Lineage: Eukaryota; Fungi; Ascomycota; Dothideomycetes; Botryosphaeriales; Botryosphaeriaceae.